Sardina pilchardus (European sardine) is the source of this 2496-nucleotide messenger RNA. It is a transcript of the gene npas4b, whose product is annotated as neuronal PAS domain protein 4b. Gene Ontology annotation, biological process: regulation of transcription by RNA polymerase II. Gene Ontology annotation, molecular function: protein dimerization activity; RNA polymerase II transcription regulatory region sequence-specific DNA binding; DNA-binding transcription factor activity, RNA polymerase II-specific. The record is from RefSeq and is a predicted model, not a curated record. The transcript is spliced from 10 exons. Bases 1 to 2496 code for a protein of 831 amino acids. NCBI's taxonomy places the organism in Eukaryota, Metazoa, Chordata, Actinopteri, Clupeiformes, Clupeidae.
AUGUACCGAUCGACUAAGGGGGCCUCGAAGGCACGGAGGGACCAAAUAAACGCGGAGAUACGGAACCUGAAAGAACUUUUGCCCAUCUCUGAUGCAGACAAGGCUCGGCUCUCCUACCUCCACAUCAUGUCUCUGGCUUGCAUGUACACAAGGAAGUCCGUCUUCUUCUCCCAAGGCGGUAGCCUGCUGUCCUUAACCGAACUGUCGGAGCUGCUGAGCGCGCUGCCGGGAUUCCUGCUUCUGAUCUCGAGCGAGGGGAAACUUCUAUACCUGUCGGACAAUGUCGCGGAACACCUCGGCCACUCUAUGGUUGAUCUGGUAGCCCAGAGUGACAGUGUAUAUGACAUCAUCGAUCCCAAUGACCAUUUUAUCCUGAGAAAUAAUCUCGUACCGACGACUGCAACAGAAACAGAUCGUCUUUUCCGAUGCCAUUUCAAUACCUCCAAGUUCAUCCGUCGCCAGGGAGCGGGAAACAAGCUGACGUUGGUGCGUGCGCGCUGCCUGUCGCUCCCGGCUUCCGCCUCGUCCUACUGGUCCUCGAACCCCGUGUGGAUGUGCUCGUGCUCGCCCCUGGAGCCCCAGACACCGUACCCCGCCACGCCGAAGAACCCGCUGCUCACGCCGCCUCCUGACCAGUCGUUCUUCCUCGCGUGCUUCCACUCGAGACACGCGCGAGACAUGAAACUGCUGGACGCGAACGACAGCAUCAGUGUGUAUCUGGGAUAUGAGGUCGAGGAGCUGCGCUCGCGCUCCUGGUACAGUCUGCUUCACCCCAGAGAUCUGUCGCAUGCCUCAGCACAACACUGCACACUGCUGUGUGAGUCGGGGGAGCGGCGGGUGGAGAUGGUGGUGCGGGUGGAGGCGUGUGGUGGCUCCUGGGUCUGGCUCUACAUGGUGCUGCAGCUGGAGACGGGGGACCAACCAAUCAGCUGCCUCAACUACGUCAUCAGUGAGUCUGAGGCCUGGUCAGUGCGCCAGCAGCUGUGUUUGGAACAGAACCAGUUGGCGUUGUACUUGGGCAGCGGCGGCGGUGGUGUUGAGCCACUGUCCAGCCCCGACCAGGUGUUCACACCCAGCAGCAGCGGCCUCUCCGGCCAGUCCUUCGACUUCAGCAUGCCCACGUCCAGCCAGAGCUCCUCAGACGAGCUGGCCACCCAGCAGCAGCAGCAGCAGUCCCUCCCCCAGGAGGGCUUCACUCUGCUGGGGCAGUGGAGUGGGCCCACUGGGUCCCUCUUGAGCCCUGCGGGUCCCUCUCCACACCGCCCCCUGCCCCCCCUGGCUAUGCCCCCCCUGGCUAUGCCCGUGCCCCAGCAGAAGGGGGAGUUUGUGUGCACCCCCCCCUACACCCCUCGCUUCGGAGGUGCAGGCAGCUUCCUGUUUGGAGACGAGCAGUUUGGCCUGGACUCCUCCUCCUCCUCCUCAGGGGGGCCGAGUGCCAGUGCUCUGGUUGGCUCGGGGGUGCCCACCUCAGGCCUCCUGCCCUGCUCUGGCCUGGCGCUGCCCCCGCCUCCCUCCGAGGCUGCUGCCCGUCACAAGUCCCGCUACGGGAAGCACAACAUGCCGGGCGUGGCUGGCGUGGAGUACACCACCAUGGCUCUGCCCGAGAUCCGGGGGCCGCUGUACGUGGACGUGCCCCAUGGGCACUACCCGCUGCCCCCGGAGGGCCUACUGACGCCCGACGCCUCACCCACCAAACUGGCCUUCCCCGCCGCCUUCUUCACCCAGGAGGGCGCGCGCCAGGAGGAGAUGGAGAGGCUGGAGAUCUCUCUGCUCGCGCAGUACAUCAGUGCAGUAGCCGAGGGUUUCUAUGACAACCCCCUGCACCCUAAACCCUCUGCCCAGAGCGAGGCUGUGGCCGUCUGCCAGCUGUUCCCCACUGGCGCCUUGGUGCCCACUGUAGACUUCCUGCCCGUCCCAGAGGACAUCUCUCUGUUUGAAGAGAGCAUUGUAGUGGACAUGUCUCCCAAAAACACCUCCUCCCCCGCCCCACACCCACUCUCCUCCUCCUCCUCCUCCUUCUGCUGCUCCUCCUCGCAGCGUUCCCCCCCUGUUCCUGGGACAUGGCCCUCUCCCUGCCACUCUCAGCGAGCUCAGUCCCCUAUUGGUGAAUACCACUUCAGUAGCGUCCAAUCGACGCGUACUAACCACCCAGUUGGGGGCGGGAUCCUAGGAGCCGGCCUGGCGGAGGAGGGCGUGGCUCUGAGUGGGAUGGACGUUGUCAUGGAGAUGGAGGUGGAGGUGGUGGAGGCAGCUAUGCUGCCCACCUCUCAGUCCUCCAGUAUCCCAUCAUCCCCUGAGUCAGUAGCGCCUCCUCCUCCCGCCCCCGCACCGUCCUGCGCCCAGUCCCUAUUGGAGGAGCUGGUGUCCAUGGAAACAGUGUUUGGGGCUGGUGCCCCGAUGCCCCCAGCUGUGGGGCCACAUCCUGAGUUGUAUCAACUCCCGCACCUCGCCCUGCACCACAUCUACCCUGAUGGGACCAGUGAUCACACGUUGUGA